UUUUUGAGCUAUAUAUAAUUAUUACCUGUAUAUAACAGCGUGACGACACGGCGCAAAUGAUAACAAACUUUUAUUGUACUAGAUGGUACGAACAUUCUCGUCUAGAAAAUUAUGAACCAGAAAAAUUGGAUAUCGAUUUAGUGUGAAACAAAUUACGUUUAUCUAAGUCAUUAAAAUUGCUGAGACAUGGCGGAGAGACGCGAUGAUAGGAGUUACACGUAUGACCCUGUGUACCGCCAUCUUCUGAGGGCCAGGGAGCUAAGUCAACUUAACGACGUUCCUCAGGACCUGAAGGCUGAAAUCAACAGGGCUGUAGAGUUGUUACAGCAAAGAUGCCUAUAUUGUGAAGACCAAACAACAAAGCCUAGUCCGGCCCUUGACCAUCUGAUUAAGGAGACCUUCGCUUAUCCGUGGGAAGAUGCUCACAAAGAAGGCAGGGUGUCAUACUAUGCGACUCCCAGGAUGUUGACAGGGAAUGAUGAAGCCCAGUUAAUAAAACUGAUAACAAGUGCCAGCAAGGCUAACAUGGCACUGGAAAUUGGACUUUACACUGGUUGUUCAUCACUAGCGAUGGCGGAAGCGCUUCCUAAAGACGGCAAAGUGGUCUCUUUGGAAAUUGACAAAGGCAUCGCGGAUGUGGCAAGAUCUUUUCUAGAUAGAUCACCAGUAGGGAAUAAAAUCGAAAUUAUGAUAGGACCAGCUUUAAACAGCUUGGAAAUCUUGGCGGAGAAACGAAUGAAAUUUGAUGUUAUUUACAUCGAUGCCGAUAAAAAAGGAUAUGUUCAAUAUUACAAGACGAUUUUUGAAAAAGAUCUGCUCGCUUCGGAGGGAACGAUCAUUGUGGAUAAUGUUUUGAAAAGUGGAGACCCGUACUCGGGAGAGAAGUAUGAAUCGAACUCGGAUGCGAUAGUGGAAUUCAACGACAUGGUUCUCCGCGAUAAAAAUGUCCACAAGGUUAUGAUUCCCGUGAGAGAUGGAGUAUACCUCAUCAGAAGAAUGGAGGACACGGAUAAAGCCUAAUCACGCUGUACUGAUUUAUAUACAUGUAGCAAUGUUAAUAAAUGAUAGCGAAUUCCUA
Molecule: messenger RNA, 1078 nt
Organism: Magallana angulata
Lineage: Eukaryota; Metazoa; Mollusca; Bivalvia; Ostreida; Ostreidae
Exons: 6
Coding region: 187-1020 (277 amino acids)
Molecular function (GO): S-adenosylmethionine-dependent methyltransferase activity; O-methyltransferase activity
Source: RefSeq, a predicted model, not a curated record